Molecule: messenger RNA, 828 nt
Organism: Neltuma alba
Lineage: Eukaryota; Viridiplantae; Streptophyta; Magnoliopsida; Fabales; Fabaceae
Product: B3 domain-containing transcription factor LEC2-like
Exons: 4
Coding region: 1-828 (275 amino acids)
Molecular function (GO): DNA-binding transcription factor activity
Source: RefSeq, a predicted model, not a curated record
AUGGGUCCAAGCAAUAAUGUUGACUAUGGAAUGCCAGUUACAUGGGAAUCACCUCAGAGCGAAAGGAAAAUGAAAGGAGCAAUGAUGAGCAAAAUUGCUAGAAACAUAAGAAAACAGGCCAGACAGAGAACUAGAAGCUCAACUUCUAGGGUUUCUUCUUCAAUCUUGGAACAGGCAAGCAAGGUUGAUUUACUUAAAAGCAUGGAGGAGAUUGUUCAUAAGAAUGAAAUUCAUAGUAGAAUCCCCAAUAUUCUUCACUCUCUUGAUGGGAAGAGACUCAAAAAAUUGUUGACGAAGAAGUUGAAAACCAGUGAUGUUGGCUUUGUGGGUCGCAUUGUCCUUCCAAAGAAGGAAGCUGAGAAGAACCUUCCGGCUCUUUCCAACAAGGAAGGCAUUGAAGUAUUACUUAAGGAUGAGCAAGCACCAGAAGUUUCUGACUAUAAGCAGCUCUUAUCAAACAAGGAGGAAGAAAAACAUGACAACUCAAACAACAAUAACUACAUUGAAAUGCCAUACCAACAAAAGAAAGACGAUGAUGAAGAGGAAACAUGUUUGGGAGAGUUAAUCGAUGAGCUAUUCAACCAAAAGGACGAAGAAUCUUCAAACAAGCUCUCAACCAUGUACAACGUCGAAGGCUCAUCAUCAAAUACUGAAGAAGUUCUGUACAAUGGUAAUGCAUCACAAGAGGUAUCACCCAAUGGAACAGUGGCCCCCACAUUAUCCUCUUCCUUCCAGGAUGACUUGGACGAUUUCUUUGAAGGACUUGACAUGUCACAAUUCGGGUGUAAUGACUUUGUUCUAGAUGAGCAACAAUUUGUAGAUGCAUGA